Molecule: messenger RNA, 1697 nt
Organism: Hemibagrus wyckioides
Lineage: Eukaryota; Metazoa; Chordata; Actinopteri; Siluriformes; Bagridae
Gene: creld2
Product: cysteine-rich with EGF-like domains 2
Exons: 10
Coding region: 228-1319 (363 amino acids)
Molecular function (GO): calcium ion binding
Source: RefSeq, a predicted model, not a curated record
UAAUGCGGAAGUGGAGCGGCGCUGGUAGCCGGCAUGAGAGUUGUGAAGCUUUGCAUAUCCAUCAGUAUAUAGAGUAGUCCAUUAUCGGGUACCGUUUCCUGAUGAUGGAGGCUACUUGUUGACUGGAAGUUGAUACUGUUAACCGCUUUGUUUGCUUUUCUUCUUUAGUAGUAACUUUUUUUUUAUCAUGAUUUUUGGAGUUUGGUAGUUAGGCAGCUUUUCUAAACAUGCCACUGUCUGACAUGAUCAGUCUGCUCUUCUGUCUUGUUUUUGUUUUAUCCUUUGGCAAUGGCAACGCAAAGGAUUUGGGGGCUCUGUGUUCCACUUGUAAACAAAUAACUGAUAAUUUCAACAAGGGUUUUGAAAGAACUACAAAGAAGAAUUUUGGUGGUGGAAAUACAGCAUGGGAAGAAAGGAAGCUGUCAAAAUAUGAGACCAGUGAGAUUCGGCUGGUGGAGAUUCUCGAGGGUUUGUGUGACAGCAGCAGUUUUGAGUGUAACCACAUGGUAGAAGAAUAUGAGGAGCACUUUGAGACUUGGUGGUUCAAGAGGAAAACGAAGCACCCCGAUCUACACAAAUGGUUUUGUAUCGAAACAAUCAAAGUCUGCUGCCCUAAAGGAACAUUUGGACCAGAUUGUAACUCCUGUGUAGGAGGAUCUGACAGACCGUGCCAUGGAAACGGUAGAUGUGACGGUGAUGGGACGAGGGGAGGAAGCGGCAAGUGCACAUGUGACCCUGGAUAUGAAGGAGAGUUUUGCCUGGACUGUGCUGAGAGAUAUUUCAGUGAGGAGAGGAAUGACACCUUCUCCUCAUGCAAAGAGUGUCACUCAUCUUGCACAACCUGCACUGGAGCCACUAAUAAGGACUGUAAUGACUGCCGUGAUGGCUGGGAAGAAGAUGAGGAAGAAGCAUGUAUUGACAUUGACGAGUGCUCCAAAGACCCUCCUCCAUGCAAAGACAAGGAAUACUGCUUGAACACUGAUGGAUCAUAUUCCUGCAAUGUGUGUGACGGCAGAUGCUCAGGCUGCAAAGGGCCAGGACCUGGGAACUGCGUGGCCUGUGCUGAAGGCUACAAGGACGAAGAGGGCACUUGCACGGACGUGGACGAGUGCGAGCUGCCUGACGCAGUGUGUACUGAGGAACACCAGGAGUGCGUCAACACUAACGGCAGCUACAAGUGCCGCUGUGCAGGAGGCUUUGAGGAGCAUGAUGGAGUUUGUGUUCAGCAAGCUCAACCAGAGGACAGUCAGGAAGGACCUGCUGAGGACACUGAAUACUCCAAUACAGAAAAUGUUUUAACAGAACACCAAGACCUGUGAGCUAUUGCUGGAGUUCUCAAAUCAGCCACUAGGGGUCAGUAAUGGCUCUGAACGUAUUUUGACCACCACUUGGUAUUUACUGUACAUAUUUGAGAAACUGCACUUACGUACCGGUCAAACAUGGACAACUCUUUAUUCCGGUGGAAAACGUCGAACCCAAGCACUGCUGCUCAAAUGAGAAAAGGCCGUUGUCUCGUUUUAAAAUAUGUUUUUUUUUUCUUCUUCAUUUAUUUGUGAAGUAAAAUAAAGUCACACCACAUCAUCUCUUGUGUUCAUUUUGUGUAGGAUUUGGGUGUCAUAGGGUUUGGGUCCUGACACAUUGGGGUAGUUGCAUAUACUUUGUAUGAGAGAAUGAAAAAUAAAAACCUAUUAAUGAUA